This is a messenger RNA of Danaus chrysippus (African queen), 423 nucleotides long. NCBI's taxonomy places the organism in Eukaryota, Metazoa, Arthropoda, Insecta, Lepidoptera, Nymphalidae. The record is from the annotation of a GenBank genome assembly.
AUGGCCCCUGCAAUACAUCCACCGUGCACACCCACCGCUUCCUGUACACCAGUCAGGUGCCACCCUACGCCGCCUCCAUGUAAAAAUCCAGAAAAAUGUUUGAAAAAAACAACUUCGAAAGGCUUAAGGCCUUGUCAAAGUGCCUUAUCAAUAAUGUCAACAAGAUCCAAGUCAAAGUGUGGCAGUUGCGGUAAAUUUAAAACCAAAAAUUCUGAUGCGAGAAGUGUCAAAUCAGUUGAAAAAUUCCUAAAACGAAAGUCCAAAGAAGCAAAAAUGCAGAAGAAGGAUAGAUUAACAGGAAGUAAAAGUUACGAAAAUUAUCUAAGAAAAAAAGGAAGUGCCAAGGAAAAGACGGAUUGCUGUGCUGGCAAAGGUCACAGAGGACGUCUCAAGAGAGGGAAGAAAUGUUGCGAAAUUCUUUAG